AUGCACCAUAGAUGGGACUCCAGCAUUCAUACUGAGGGCCUCAAGUAUUUAAAACAGAGGCAGCUGUGGGAUUUGUUGGGAGAUGAUGAGACACUGCUGUGCACUGCCAGGAAUAACCCAAAGUUCCAGGAACUUCAGAGACAGAAAGAGGUUUUGUGCACAUCAAACCGCAAGCUUGCACAACAAAAUUUAUCCUAUCAGCCAUAUCUGAAAUACAAGAAAGCACUACUAGCAGAAAGGUACCAGCUUCUCAGCCAGCUUAUCACCUCAGAAAGACACAAACAGAAGAAGUCAGGUAAGUGUGAAUCCCAGAAAUACAGAAGUAUUUUUACAAUUUUGCUUUUAAUUUUAAAACACAUAGACAGGUUGAAUGGACAUCUAAGCCUUAAGGCAACUCAUCAGCUUCUAAAAGAAAAGCUUGUUCAUCUUACACAUGAAUCUGAGAGUCUUGGACAGAAGUUUAUGGAGGGUAAAAUGUUGCUGGUAGAUUUUGUGGACUCUUUUCAAAGCAUUCAGAAGUUCUACCAUGUUCACCUGGUCCAGCUAGAGAAACUGCAGGAUGUCUACAUACAAACAAUGAGAAAUCGGAGAAAGGAAGUUUUUUCAAGUGACCAGACAACACCUGGUGUAAUGAAUAUGUUCUAUAGCACCUCUCCAUCUAUUAUACUCCCUUGUUCCAUAUUUCCAUUAAUAGGCUAUCCUGUUAAACCACCAUUCCUACCUCGUCUUAGCCACUAUGCACAUGCCGACCUGUGCUUGCCAUUAAUGCACAAAAAUAAUGCAGGGAAUUCACAAGAAUUUAAGAAAACAUGGCCUCAGUCUGAAGGCCAAUUACAAUAUUUCAAAAAAGACUAG
This is a messenger RNA of Tachysurus fulvidraco (yellow catfish), 855 nucleotides long. RefSeq names its product vacuolar protein sorting-associated protein 37B-like. Lineage: Eukaryota; Metazoa; Chordata; Actinopteri; Siluriformes; Bagridae. Gene Ontology annotation, biological process: protein targeting to vacuole; ubiquitin-dependent protein catabolic process via the multivesicular body sorting pathway; protein targeting to membrane. Gene Ontology annotation, cellular component: ESCRT I complex. Bases 1 to 855 code for a protein of 284 amino acids. The record is from RefSeq and is a predicted model, not a curated record. The transcript is spliced from 4 exons.